Molecule: messenger RNA, 459 nt
Organism: Penicillium vulpinum
Lineage: Eukaryota; Fungi; Ascomycota; Eurotiomycetes; Eurotiales; Aspergillaceae
Exons: 4
Coding region: 1-459 (152 amino acids)
Molecular function (GO): flavin adenine dinucleotide binding
Source: RefSeq, a predicted model, not a curated record
AUGGCUACUCCUCUUGCCUUGCCUCCCAAUACCAGCCAGGAAAGUUUUGCGCGUUUCCUUGGAGUACUUCUUGGCUUCGGCUGUGAUCUGCCCGCGCUCUGUACCAAAUCUUCAGGCCAUCGUCCUCCCAAAUUCUCUCUAUGGUCUACAUCCAUUGGUCGCAACUCCGGUUAUGGGGCCGCUGCUCCUAGGCUGCGCGGAAGUAUCGUUAUUGACCUUGGAAGACAUAUGAAUCGAGUCCUCGAGGUUAAUGUCGACGAGGCCUAUGCUAUUGUGGAGCCCGGUAUUACUUUCGCUGACCUUCACCAGUACCUAGUCGAUAACAGCCUAAGAGAUACGCUCUGGAUUGAUGUUAUCGACCUGGGUGGUAGGUCGGUUCUUGGGAAAUACUGUGGAGAGGGGAGUAGGAUGUACACCUUACAGAGGCAGGUCUUAAGCCAUAUUAUAUGCAAAUGUUGA